Molecule: messenger RNA, 648 nt
Organism: Symbiodinium sp. CCMP2592
Lineage: Eukaryota; Dinophyceae; Suessiales; Symbiodiniaceae
Source: the annotation of a GenBank genome assembly
AUGCUGAGGAAAGCCACUCAGGGUGGCUUGGACCCUGCUGCCCUCAGGGGUGCCCUCGCUAACUACGGGGCAGAGUACUGGGUUCCGAAGAACCACAUGACCAUGCACCUACCCGAAUUCUUGUCUCGGCACGGGAGGCUGCUCUCGUGCUUCGUGCACGAAAGGAAACACAAGCUGGUCAAGAGGUUCGCAAACAACAUGAAGGACACGUCCAGAUCAUACGAAGCUACCGUCCUUCGCGAGACCCUUGCAGCUCAGUUCCUUGCGAUGCAGGACGAACUCCCUCAAGGGGAUGUGCGACUCAUCGGCAAGAGACGGUGGACGAAGGCAAUGGCCAGCCUGAUCCGGGAUGUGUUCGGCAACUCCGACGGUGUGUUUCAAGCACAGGCAGCAUUGCAUGGCGGAGGAUUCCGGUGCUCCCAUGGAGAUGUCGUCAGAGCCAAGCAUGCACAGGAACACGUUGUCGGCAUGAUUCACUUUCAUGUUGAAGUUGACGGCCUGCCUCUCACAUGCAUGAGUCCAUGGAGCCAUGUGGCCGAUCACAUGUACCGUGUGAAGCACGAAAGUUUCUUCAUCAACACGGCAUGCAUUCUUUCGGCUUGCAUCUGGUCUCGCAAGGGCGACGAUGCCAUCGUGUUGUUGGAGUGA